Messenger RNA from Paramuricea clavata, 555 nucleotides. The record is from the annotation of a GenBank genome assembly. NCBI's taxonomy places the organism in Eukaryota, Metazoa, Cnidaria, Anthozoa, Malacalcyonacea, Plexauridae.
AUGACACCAGAGCCUAAUGGUUCUCCAAAAAAUAUCGCUGUGGAACACUCACAACCUAAAAGAACCAAAGUAGUUGAUAGUGACGCACCACCAGCUUUUGUCGGUUCUAGUCGUUCCGACAAGUAUUAUACACCAGCACCAGAAGCUACCAUUUCUGAAGAAUUAACUUCAUUUAUCAAAUCUGCAUUUACCAAGCAACUGUCCAAAGAAGUUUGGACAAAUGCCAUGGAACAAUACCCUGACAUUAAAGGAACUGCUGAUUUCCUAGUUUCGCCCAUAAUGCAAACAGAGAUGAAAGAGAAAAUCAAACGUGUCCAUGGUCUGUCCCAAACAAAAGAUUUGUUCACAUUUGAUGAAGGACUAGCUGACAAACAAGCACCCUUUAUUUCCGUUGUUCGACCACUUGUCAGUGCUCUACAAGCAUUGGAGCCGACAGAAGUGGAUGUAGAUGGGGAUGAGCCCUCAGGCCCUGAUCCUGACCAUGCUAUUGUGCUACUGGGAAAUGCACAUUGUCGUCUAAACAUUUGGCGCCAAAAACGUUUAGCAGAAACUUAA